GAACAAGACCCAGGCGCUGGCUACCAGCAGCAAGCUACGCGACGCCCUCAGGAGCCAGCCUGGCUGGGACCCCGCGGAAGGCGACUUCGUGGACGUGCUCAGGGACCUGGGCUGCGACGCAGCGCCGGGUUCCUACCGCCUUGGCCAGUCAGGCGGCUGGAAGCGGGGCCCCCUCACGAUCGUCACCAAGACGGCGCUGAUGGCCUACGUCGAAAUGACCUGGGCCCCCCUGCUCCCCGAGGAGGCGGCCCACUCCUGCCUCGCCGCCGGCCUUUGCAACGCCAAGAGGAUGCACCCCCGGCGCCUGGUGAAGGAGCCGAUCAGCGCCUUGGCGCUCACGCUCGAGCGGGUCGGCUGGAGAUUCAUCAACGGCGACCCCUAUACGCUCCAUGACGCGUUGGGCCACGAAUGCCAAGUACGUCGCUAUUCGCCAGCUUUCUUCGGCCACAUGGUCUCCCAGGACUGCCGACGGGCCAUCGGGCUCGAGGAGGCGAGGUGGGACCUGCACCACCAGAGGGCGCUGCGCUGCCUCAUCCAGAACACCUACUGGUGCCAGGCCAGGGUCGGAGCGGAGGAUCCCUCCGCCCCGAAGAGCUGCCAGCUCUGCGACCACCCAGUCGGCACCCUCUUCCACAGGCGGUUCAGGCGCGAAGCUCACGAUGGCUGGAGGCGCGAUGUCCUGGAGCCGCUGCUGCGGGACGCAGCUGCACGCGUCGAGCUCUUGGGCCACCCUUUCACGAUGCUGUUCGCUAGGGGGUUGUUUCCCGACGUCUCCGAGCUGGCCCAGAGAAGGCCCCGUUCCAACGACGUCUUCAAGCACGCGACCUGCUGGCCGAAUUUUGGGCCCUUCGCCGACGGGGGGCGCGUCUUCGUGGACGGAUCUGGGCUCGAUCAGAGCUACCCGUGCCUGAGGACAGCUGGAUGGUCCAUCAUCGCCUUUGAUAGGCAUCGCAGGCUGGUCGCUGAGGCAUGGGGCUCAGUCCCGCUGUCGGAAGGGCCCGAGCAGCUGGCCAGCGACGGAGAGGACUGCGCGGUGAAGGUCUUCACCGACACCAUUGCUGGGGGCUCCUUGUGCGAUGCGCUGCCAAUCCUCUGGCUCAAGGACGCGGAGGUCAUCAAAGUCAAGGCACACCUGGGGCAGCAGGCAGUCAGGGACGGGCUGAUCACGCAGUUCGAGCUCGAUGGCAACGAACUGGCCGACGCCCGAGCUGAAGACGGGGCCUCGGCGGCCCGAGCGGAUGUCAACGACAUCCACUGCACCGAGGGCUGCCUCUUCAUCGCCCGCCUGGCGGCGAG
Molecule: messenger RNA, 1296 nt
Organism: Prorocentrum cordatum
Lineage: Eukaryota; Dinophyceae; Prorocentrales; Prorocentraceae
Source: the annotation of a GenBank genome assembly